GACAGUGUUCAACUCCGAUUCGAAGGCCUCGUCUUCGGCCGCGCCUCCACGCGCCGAUCGGUCUCGAUCCGCUGCUCGACAGCCAGUGCCUCGACAGCAGGAGUUGAGGCCAAGGCCUCAAAAGCUAAGGCUGACGCAUCCAAUGCGCUGGGCGGAGCAGCUCUUCGUGGUGAUCUCGAGCAAGCAUUGUCGCAGGCAAAGCCAGAGGUCACGGUCGAGGAGGAGGAGGACGUGAGGCGCUCGAAUCAGAUCAGGACCAACCGACAACGAGUGCAAAAGCCGCUGCCUCUGGCGCGGAACCAGUUCGUCCGGUCGUUAUGA
Molecule: messenger RNA, 321 nt
Organism: Durusdinium trenchii
Lineage: Eukaryota; Dinophyceae; Suessiales; Symbiodiniaceae
Source: the annotation of a GenBank genome assembly